Messenger RNA from Salpingoeca rosetta, 1557 nucleotides. RefSeq lists its product as uncharacterized. The transcript is spliced from 2 exons. NCBI's taxonomy places the organism in Eukaryota, Choanoflagellata, Craspedida, Salpingoecidae. The coding region runs from base 1 to 1557 and encodes 518 amino acids. The record is from RefSeq and is a predicted model, not a curated record.
AUGGCGCAGAACGCAUCCUCAGUGAUCCGCUUCCCUGACGCCAACUUCUUCACUCUAUUUGGAGGGAGAGAACCAAACAUCACACGCCGGUUUCUUUUCAACGCCUGGCAAGUCCUCACAUUGGAGGAGUUUGUCAUCUUCCCAGACGAGCUCCUGGCCCUGGAACUGGCGCCGUCCGUCGGCGGCAUCAACCUCGUCGCCACCGUGCUUGACAGGGACGCGAAGAUCAAGCUCGAAGCCGGGCUUGCCGCCAUCGACCUCCUGUGCACCAGCGGGCACCACCUCAUCACAGGCACCCUGCCACCCACAACCACGCCCACACCACUGAACGACGACGACUUUGGCAGCGGCUACCCGGAGGCCACCACGGACGAACCUCUGACGACCGUCAACGCCACGUCAUCGCCCAACAGCACCACUGUGGACGGCGGCGGCGGCCCCAACGACGACGGCGGUUUCCACAUCGGCUCCCUCAACCCGAUCCAAACCUACCUCGUGCUGGGCGCCGUUGGACUCGCCCUCGUCGCCAUCCUCAUCUUGUGGGUGGCCAGCAAAGUCCAGGGCCGCCGCUCCAAGUACCGCCGCCCCAACAACAAGCGCAUGCUGGAAAUUGCGGAUCGCUUCUUGCAGGAGAGCGAGCGGCAGCAAGGUGGCAGCGGCAGCGGCAGCAGCCACGGCGGUGGCAGCGGUGCUCCCAAUGGCGGCAGCAGCGGCGGUGCACAGUCCAGGCUCGCGGCAAGCAGCAGUGGCGUGGGCAGCAGUGCUCCCGUCAGUGGGGCCGGCAUAUCCACGCGCCGCGGCAAGUGGCGCAUGGGCGCUGGCGCCGCCUUCUCCAAGACACGCGGCGGCGGCGGUCACAACGGCAACGAUCCAGGUGGACGGCGCGGGAGAGGCCAGCGACGACCGUCCAUGGUCCCGCUGAUGGGAGACUCGAGUGACGUCCUCGGUUUCAGCAUGGAUGGCUACACCGACAUGUCCAGUGACGACGAAGAUGGUGGUGGCCGCCGCGGUGGUGCUGGUGGGACGAGGGGCGAGAGGCUGCGCGUGACCUCGUUUGGGGGAGCGGAGAUUAUUGGCGAGCCGCACCACGCUGAUGCGCAGCAACAUCAGCAACAUCAACACCAACAGCAACAGCAACACCAGCAACACCAACAGCAACAACGUGGGCACAAACACCAGCAAGAACGACAACACCAACAAGAACGACAACCGCAGCGCAGACCAUCGAUGCAGCCACUGCUUGACACGCAGGCCCACGACUACGACCGCGCGUCCAACAUUGUGCCCAUCGAGUGCCCACCAACAUACACAAAGGUGGCCGGGUCACACACGGAUGGGGAGUCCAGUACGGAUGGUGGACCACACUACAGCACGGCGUCCUCGGAGAGCGAAGUCAUCCUCCAGCAGCAGAAGCGCCUGUCGAUCCGCAACCAGCAACGGCGGCGCGAUUCCUGGAACAACAACGCCAUCUACACAGCGAAUGCCCCCAACUUUGGUGCACAACCCUCCAUCCCCACACAGGGCCAGCACCGCCCGCCACUUCCGCCAACCCAAUGA